AUGAAACGUAUUGAUGAGAUUAAGGAGAGGAGCCGGCUGGAAGCGCUAGAAGAAGAAACCCAAUUGCAGAUAUUGAAAGUGAAACAGAGGCAGAUUGAACGACAGCGACGUGAACUGGAGGAGCUUCAACAGCUAUCAAGACUGGUUGAAGAAGGGUCCGAAUACGACGAAGAACAAGGCGAAAGUGAGAUAAGUUACAUUGAUAAGGUGCAGGGGUGGAUAAAUGUGUGCGAACCGGCGAAUCCUGGUAGAUCGCGGCAGCAGAACAUAGCUUCAGAAGCUGGAGCUAGCCAAUUCUCGUUAAAUUUGCGGAGGGCCAAUGAGAACGAGAUGAUAAGUAGGCGUUAUAUGCAGCAGAACAAUUCCAGCAUGGUAGCCGGACCGACGCAGCUCCAAAUUGCUUCGCGUCAGGUUUUCCCGAAAGGUCUUCCCGUCUUCACAGGUCAUCCACAGGAUUGGCCGCUUUUCAUCAGUGCUUAUGAUCAAGCUAACGCAUCCUGUGGGUUCACGAAUGCUGAAAACCUUGUCAGACUGCAACAGGCUUUGCAGGGGAGGGCUUUGGAAAUCGUUCGGAACCUUUUGCUACUACCCGAAAACGUACCAACGAUCAUCGACAAGUUACGCCGCCGUUUUGGAAAUCCUGAGAUCUUGUCAACAAUGCUGGCACAACGGAUUCAACGACUCGAAGGACCAGAUUCGGAGAAUUUGGAGUCCAUAAUUGAAUUUGGGAGUGCAGUUGGAGAAUUCACUCAGCAUCUUCAGGUUUCGAAACUAGAUGAUCAUCUGAAGAACCCGAUACUAAUGCAGAGCCUAAUACAAAAACUGCCACCGUGUUAUGCUAUGCAAUGGGUCGAAUAUAAACGCCGUUUCCAAGUGGUAGAUUUGAAAACAUUUGGAAGUUUUAUGGAGGAUUUGGUGGACAAAGCGCUGGAAGUAUCGUUUGAAAAAAUAGACAUCAGUUCAGCAAAAAGGCGUGAAAAACUGAAGACGAAGGUUUUCACCCAUAUGACGGAAGAUGUUCUAGAAGCAAGUGGUAGUAAAUCUGUCCAGCAGCACAACAAGACGCAGCCGGCUACACAGGCCCUAAUAUCUCCAAGAAAGGACAUCAGUUGCUCCAUCUGCGAGGAACCCGGGCAUUUUGGUCGAGAUUGUCGAGAAUUUCGCAAUACAGGUUUGGAACGAAGGUGGAUGAUGGUGAAACACAUGGGUCUAUGCCCACUUUGCAUUUACAAUCAUGGAAAGUGGCCCUGUAGAUCGAAGAUUAGAUGUGAGAUCGAAGGGUGCAAGGGUCCACAUCAUCCGUUGCUGCACCCACCGAUCCACGCAGAGAGUGUCAACGCGGAAGCACACUGCAACAGUCAUUGCUCGCCCAAUAAGACAGUGUUGUUUCGUGUAGUUCCUGUUACACUGUAUAGUGAAGCUAACAAAUUAGACACCCUUGCCCUGGUGGACGAAGGGUCAUCGACGUCAUUAAUUGACAGUGAAAUAGCUGAGUAUUUGCAAUUGAGUGGACCACGAGAGCCGUUCGAGAUGCGAUGGACAAAUGGGGUAAGCCGAACGGAGACUCAUUCGAGAAGUGUCGAAGUAAAGAUUUCGGGAAGAGGGGGUAACAACUAUGACAUGUGCAUUGCGAGGACAGUUAAAAGGUUGCAUCUACCAGCUCAACAGUUGAAUGCAGACCUACUAAUAGAAGAAUUCCGGCACCUAAGAGAUGCUGAAAUUCCAAGCUACGAGCUAGAUACGCCGAAACUCUUGAUUGGAAUCGACAAUAUGCAUCUCAUCGCCCCGUUGGCGUCACGAAUCGGAGAGAAAGGAGAACCGAUUGCCGUCAAGUGCAAUCUGGGAUGGACGGUAUACGGACCACGACCGAACAUUGUAGCAGACUUGCAUUUCCUUGGUCAUCAUCGCUGUGUUUGUGAGAAGUGUAGCAAGGCAGAUCAAGAUUUGAAUCGGAUGUUACAAGACAAUUUUCAACUUGAAGCCGUGGGUAUUUCCCCAGUGCGGCUAGAAUCGAAGGAAGAAUUUCAUGCACGGAAGAUUCUAGAAAGCACGACGAAGCGGAUUGGCGAUCGUUUCGAGGUCGGUCUACUAUGGAGAAACGGAGAACCCAACUUUCCGGAGAGCUACUCUAUGGCGUACAAGCGAUGGAAGAAUCUAGAGUCUCGUCUGGACCGGAAUCUUGGGGUUAGAGAAAUUUUGCAGAAGCAGAUAGAGGAAUAUGUAGUCAAGGGCUACGCACACAAGAUCACGGAACGCGAGUUGUCGGAGACAUCACCGGACCGGUGUUGGUACCUACCCUUAAACUACGUCAUCAAUCCGAAGAAACCCGGCAAAGUAAGAAUGGUAUGGGAUGCUGCCUCAAAGAGCAAUGGAGUUUCUUUCAACGAUAGUCUUUUGAAGGGACCUGAUCUGGUUACAUCGUUAUCCGCAGUAAUCAACGGCUUUCGCGAGCGCAAGGUGGCAUUCGGUGGUGACAUCCGAGAGAUGUUCCACCAAAUAUUGGUGCGGCAAGAGGAUCGACAGGCUCAACGUUUCCUAUUUCGGUCUGAUACGGACAGCGAACCGGAAAUUUACGUGAUGGACGUUGUUAUAUUUGGAGCAAGCUGUUCACCUUGCUUGGCACAAUUUGUCAAGAACAAAAACGCCCGUAAGCAUCUACAGAACUAUCCAACAGCAGCCAACGCAAUCAUUCGAAAACAUUACGUCGAUGACUAUUUCGACAGUGCAGACACGGAAGCUGAAGCGGUAGCACUCGCGAAGGACGUUAAGAAAGUGCAUGCGGACGCUGGAUUCGAAAUUCGAAACUGGGUGAGCAAUUCAUCGAAUGUUCUUGAACAACUCGGUGAAGCUGAGUUGAAAAUGGAAAAAUCUCUUGAUGCGGUGUCCGAUACAGAGAGAAUCCUUGGGAUUAUGUGGCGACCUGAAACUGAUUCUUUUGGGUUUUCCACUGUAUUUAGAGAAGAUUUGAAGCAAUACAUAGAGGGAGCAUGGCCCACAAAACGAAUAGCUUUACGCUGCAUAAUGAGUAUGUUCGACCCAAAGCAGUUCCUGGCACCAAUACUGAUCCACGGCCGCAUUUUGAUCCAGGACUUGUGGCGGAGUGGUAUCGGCUGGGAUGAAAAAAUAGGAGCGGCACAUUACGACCGAUGGUUGCGAUGGACAGGAUUGUUUCCGUUGAUAAAUAAUAUAAAUGUUCCCCGCUGUUACCUCGGAAAGCUACAUCCUGAUGCGUAUGAUACGGUCCAGCUCCACGUGUUCGCGGACGCAGGAGAAGAAGCUUAUGGGUGCGUCGCCUACUUCAGGUUCACGGAUGGAAAAACGGUUCACUGUGCGUUUGUGGAAGCAAAAGCAAAAGUGGCCCCUUUACAGUAUCUUUCCAUUCCAAGAAAGGAAUUGGAGGCAGCAGUACUAGGAGCGCGGUUGCUGAAGGCGAUUUGUGAAAGUCAUUCCAUCACGAUAAAAAGACGAUUUCUGUGGACAGAUUCGAAUGCAGUUGUAUCAUGGGUGAAAUCAGACACGAGGCGGUAUAAACCAUUUGUAGCUCACCGAAUAGGGGAGAUUCUGACCAUAACACAACCGGAAGAUUGGCGUUGGGUUCCUACUAAGAGCAAUGCUGCAGAUGACGUAACAAAGUGGGGAGAGUGGACCCAACUGAGCUCGAAUGGUCGAUGGUUUUGUGGUCCGGAUUUUCUGUACAAGCCAGAAGAAGACUGGCCGACGCAAAAGUUCAAAAUUGUAGAAGUGGAAAACGAACUACGAGCUAGCAUUCUGUUACAUAACAUUGUAUUGCCAGACGCAGUAUUACCCAGAGUGAAACACAUUUCGAAGUGGAAGGUGCUUGUACGAACGGUGGCGACGAUGUAUCGUUUCGUAUCGAACUGUCGGCGUAGAAUCAACGGACAAGUGAUUGAAGCUUUGCCCACAUUGAAUAAGAGAGUUGCAAAGAUACCUGCAGAUUUAGUCCCGUUGCGUCAAGAGGAGUAUCUGUUAGCAGAAAACCUAAUAUGGCGUGUAGCGCAAGGCGAAGAGUAUGCGGACGAGGUGAAGACGUUGAUAAAAAACCAGAAAUCACCAAUGGAUCAUCCAAGACCGAUUGAGAAAAGCAGUCCUUUGUACAGGCUGUCACCAUUUUUGGACGAAUAUGGAAUUGUACGGAUGGAAGGUAGAACAGCAGCGGCCAAGUACGCAGCAUUCGAUGUGUGA
This is a messenger RNA of Aedes albopictus (Asian tiger mosquito), 4203 nucleotides long. RefSeq lists its product as uncharacterized. The transcript has a single exon. Gene Ontology annotation, molecular function: zinc ion binding; nucleic acid binding. The record is from RefSeq and is a predicted model, not a curated record. The coding region runs from base 1 to 4203 and encodes 1400 amino acids. NCBI's taxonomy places the organism in Eukaryota, Metazoa, Arthropoda, Insecta, Diptera, Culicidae.